This is a messenger RNA of Euleptes europaea (tarantolino), 389 nucleotides long. Its product is annotated as cornifelin homolog A-like. Gene Ontology annotation, cellular component: cornified envelope. NCBI's taxonomy places the organism in Eukaryota, Metazoa, Chordata, Lepidosauria, Squamata, Sphaerodactylidae. The record is from RefSeq and is a predicted model, not a curated record. Bases 1 to 348 code for a protein of 115 amino acids. The transcript is spliced from 3 exons.
AUGACCGAGCCGGUGACGAGCCAGCCUGUUGCCGAUGUCUCCCCUGUGACCAGAUCCUCCGAAGGCAGCUGGAGCACAGGCAGAUACGACUUCUGUGCAGACUGCCCCAUGUGCUGUGUGGGAUAUCUGUGCCCACCAAUCCUAGCCUGUUAUGUAUCGCACAAAUACGGAGAGAACUGUUGCCUCGGGAUGGUGCCUGGUGGAAUGACGGCAUUACGGACUCACAUGCGGCUCUCUUACGGCAUUCCGGGUACCGUUUGUCAGGAUGCACUGUCCAUGUGCUGCUGUGGCUGGUGUGAACUAUGCCGCAUGGCUCGCGAAGUCCAUACCCGCUCCCAGGGUUCCUAAACGGAGACUUGCCGGAAACUGCACUACUGCAAAGAUGCAGA